AUGGCGACACCUCCGCCGCUUUCGAGAAGUUCGAGUCUAAUAUCAACAUCAUAUCAGAGAAACAAUACCCAAUCGCCUAAUAACACAUGUCGGCGAGACUUUGGGAUAUACAAGGGGAUAUCGGACAGACCUCUAGGUUGGAAACGAGGAUCUAAAAGAGCAGCAAAAGCACCAGAGUUAGGACUUACAGCACGCGAUAUGAAGAUUAAAAAAUGGAAUGGAGCCGCGAGGACAUCCACGGAAUGGGAUGGACUGAGAAGAGAUCCUGAUCUGUGGUACGGGCCGUCAGGCGAUUGUCUUGUUCAUCUCUACGGUAAAGGACAGUCGAAACGAGCACCAACGUUCAAGGUCCCAAUGGGAAAGGUGAUAGAAAUCAACGCACAACCUCUUCUGAAACGGUUCUUGGUGGAACGUAUUGAUGAGGGGAAUUCGAGUGACGAGUCCAGUAGUGCUUCACAUGUUGACCUCUACAUCCCAGCUCCGGCCACCGCUGAGCGAGGACAAGCGUUUUUGUACCACACCACGACACGGAAUUUCUUCGCGUGGAUGUUUGGAAGGUCUCUUGUCGGACGUCACCUUGGCGGCGCCUUGGUGGGACUUUUGAACAGCAUGAAUGAAUUUAGGUCAGCAGGCGAAGAUAAUGUUCAGGCGCUUUUGGAGUAUAUGGACGAGGAGGGAUACACAGAUAUGCGAAAUUCGCCAGACCAUGCACUUGGUAUACUAUUCUUUGCGGAGCACUUCCGGUUCAAGGACAUGUGGGUAGAUGCAUUCGCGCACUGUGUUGGGAUGAACGAGAGAUUGAUCGCCAGUCCAGGUUUCGAGUACAUCAGCAGAACUUCACGCGCCCUCAUUACUCGAUCAAGAUAUGAGAUGGAUAUGCGACUGGACCUAUGUGGACAGAGACUAAGCACAUUUCUUUCCGAUGAACUAUCAGAUGCCCACUUGGGUCUUUCGCCUGCGGCGAGAGGACAUCUUGACAGAUUCCGAACCUUUCUGCAGUCCUACUAUAUCGCGAAGCUUGGCUACUACCCACCUAGGGGUCAGGAUGGUACCUCCGCAUUCCCGCAAAGCAUAUUUCGACAAAUGGCAUCAGAGUUCCAAAAGCUGUAUGACUAUCUAGUGGAUAAGUCCUUGACUGCGUCGGACGCUAUUCCAAUGACACAGCAAGGUGGCAUUUGUGUUCUCCAAAACAUACAGGCUUUUGAUCAGCGGUUCAAGCACACAACAUUAGGACACCCUUUACCACUAGUUCCUAAGUCUGAUGAGUGUGUGUCACCGAAGGGAGGAUUGAGGAAGAGGUUCAGUUGGGCAAAAUUGGACAAAAUGACACCAGAUUCGAGACUGGUUUCACUUGCAUCGUUAACAAAAGCCACUAACUCAAGAGACUCGUCACUGAAUGAGUGUACGCUAGUCCGCGCCUAUAAGACUUUUGAAAAAGAAUGCAUAUUCUCGCCUUCUAAGGCUGAGAAGCAAGAGAAACUUUCUCAUACCGAUGCUCGGAAGGUGCGAUGGAUUUUGAUAUACUCUGUUCUCCAAACCCUUCUUGCGGCGACCAAAAUACCAGAACAGGUGUGCGAUACACAGAAUGUUUCUUACAACCUAUGUGUCGUUACCGCAGGAUGCCCACCAUGGAGAGACCAGCGACCCAUCGAGUCGCUUCUACGAACACAAACCAUGCAAACAAAACAGGACUUUGAGCAAACAGCGCAGAAGACAAAAUCUGAGCUGAAUUCACCAUUAGACCGAGUGGAGAUUAAGCCAGAUAUUGACUGGGAUGUUAUUACUCAUCGUUCAAGAACUGGCAGUGUUAAGAGCGACACUGCUCGUAUGUCAUCCAAGAAAGUAACAGUGCGAAGAGCUCUCAGUACUCUAGGCAACAUGCCUGAGCUUCAACACCCAAAGCCAAAUCGGAUAUCUUUCCACGAGAUUCUUGUGCAGGGUUAUGGCAAUGGCACCAACCAAUUAGCUAAAUCUCCCGAACAAACCGCUGCCACUGCGCAUGCAGAGCAACCAAUACGUAAAUCCUCUACCGACUCACAAGCCUCUACAUCGGAAUACUUAUCCUCAAGAUGGUCAAAUACCUCCGACGAGGAACACGAAGCCCCAUCUUCCGUCUCCUCAACCUCACGCCGCGAAUCGCUCGCCAGCGUCAAUAUCAGCGAAACAAAACUUCAAAUCGGAGAGUUCCUCGACAACGAUCGUGGAAUCUCUUCACUCGGCUUGGCUCGAGUUCCAAGCAGUUCAUACUCACCUUCUCUAUAUGGUGAAGAUGAUCUUGCUUUGGAACCUGAGCCACUUCAGAUCUACCGUACUUCCGAGCCCGAAACUACUAAGCAUGUGAGACCAAGUCUGCUAUCCCAGCAAUCGACUUUGGAAUUAGAAACUUAUCUUGGUUUAUAA
Messenger RNA from Glarea lozoyensis ATCC 20868, 2400 nucleotides. RefSeq lists its product as uncharacterized. Lineage: Eukaryota; Fungi; Ascomycota; Leotiomycetes; Helotiales; Helotiaceae. The record is from RefSeq and is a predicted model, not a curated record. The transcript is spliced from 3 exons. Bases 1 to 2400 code for a protein of 799 amino acids.